ACCGAUGAACUUUCUUGGUGGUCUUAGUAACAGAUGGACUAUUGCUGCUGCGUUUGGAGCCACAGGUAGUACUGUUAUGACCAUGGCAUUGGGUGGAGGCAACAGUAUCUCGAUUGUCCCAUCGGAAUCUCCCUGGGUAGGAAGUAAGUAACUCUAACGCUAUUAUGAUCGAAUUUCUUAAUUGUGUUGGCAGUAAGGAUUAUUACGGAGCAUUUCCUGAGAAAAGGAGAAGAUAAAAAAAUACAGAUAAAAAAAUACAGUAAAACACUCACCCCCAGAAAUCUCUCUGUAAGACGCAUAAUGCACGAUGCAUGUCUAAUCCAGGUUCCAGUAAACCGCUCUGUAAUAGAAGGCUAAACCCUAGUAGUCUCCAAUUUACAGAACUAUCAUAUGCAUCACAACAAGCGCAUAGACAUAUUAGUAAAGGUUUCAGUUAAACUUGUAAUACCAUUCCAAAAUUCAAAACUAAAUCAUUACAAAGAGGCAAAAUUCAACAUUCAAACAAGCUAACAAAACCUGAAUUUUAAAAAGAAAUUGAGAGCAAAAACAAAACAAGUAUACAAGAACACACACACACACAAACAACCAAUGCUAGGAGACGACCAAAUCUAAGAAACAAAGCAAUUGCAAGAGCCCAGAAUUAAAAGAGUUGUUCUAUGGUACUCAAAGAAGUAUAUAAGGUCCGAGAAUCAUUUUUUGAAACUACCAGCAAUAUUUUUCUGUCUUUUUACUCAGUUAUUGACGUUUUGUUGGCCGUCCUCCUUUGUACAAUACUAUUCUAUCCAUAUUUUGUCUGCCUCACAACUGAAUACAAGUUCGUUGGUUCUAUCCUCGGCUUUCUUUAUGGUGUGUUGAGGUAUGUAUGUGAGUAUUGUCUUAAAUUAUGGGAUUUUUUUGCUCUAGCUCGUUAAGUCAGACAUAGUGGGACAGAGUAGAGAUUCGGGUCAUCCCUUUCUUUGUUUUUAUGGAGGGUGUUUUUCGUGAAACUUCGAUAAUACGUUUGACAUCAGUUCUCAAUUAAAAACAUGCGAUUUCAUGAGAUAUCAGAACGUUAAUUUUAGGUUUGGGGCUAAAACAAACCGGAACUCUUCAAAGUUGAUGCAGGUUUCUUUACAAUAAACACGCUGAGUACUAAAGAAUUGGUCCAUGCUUAGCGUGCGUAUAUAGAUUCAUGGAUGCACCACGCGAGAAGUUUGCCGACCACGAGAGAAGCGUAAGAGUUGCUCCAAGCGCAGCCAACAACAACUCUAACUUCUUGAUUAAAAUUUUUGGAAAUUCUAAAAUUGUACGGUUUUAAAGUUAAAAUCUUCAAUUGAACAAUAGUUUUAGGAAAUGUCAACUCUUUAAAAUAGUAUGAUUACACGCGUCCCAGGCUCACGUCUCGAGAAAAAGCGAACGAUUAAUUUAUGAAAGCAUCACGCGUUGUUUGAGGUGGGGAUGAGUUACAAGAGGAACCGUUGAGAAUUUGAACACGUUGCAAGGAAUAGUAUGGGGAACGAAAUAUGGUCGAUUUACAACGAUAAAUAUUUCGACAUGUGAACAUUUUACAAGUGAAUUCAAUAGAACUUACUCACAUCUUGUGUGUCUGUGGUGGUUUCUGGCGAUUUCUGCCAUUUUAAGCUUGCUUUGCCAUCCCUGAUAUAAGACGAAGUGAAACUGCAAACUUCAUGUUAUGGGUACAUAAAGAUUUGUACCAUGGUAGCUCUUUAGGAAUUAGGUAGGACUUGCGCGCGGUAUGUUAUGAUGUAUAUUGUCUUUCUUUUCAUGGUCGAGAUGCCUUUCUAGGUUACAAUCCCACCAGUAUUUCGACAGUUUGCCGACAGGGCCAGAUGAUACGUUAAACUCAUUGACUUCCAUUGGUUUCCUUCAGGUUUUCUUUUCAACUUGCUACAGAGAUACGUUGCUACGUUGUGUAUAAGGUGUUAGUUUUGGAAUGCAUCAACAAACGUGAAGAACUUAUGUUUCCUUAUGGUCACGCAGAUAAAGCUGCUUGCUGUGUUUUUAUGAACGACUGAAUGAAGCUAAGGAAAUGGAUUAUAGAGAAAGAGUUAAAUCACCCAAAAUACUAAUAUAGUUUAUACUGCGCUGAAAAAGCGUAAUCGUUCUCAAGCCAUGAACAACUUUCGGAAGUAAGUCAAUUCACAAAAAUAUUGUGAAAUAUUUUUGUCUUUGCCUUAGUCCUUGUCCUUCUCUUUGUUUUGUCCUUGCCCUUUCCCUUGUCCUUGUAAUCUAUUUUUGUUUUAUGUAGAAAGGCUAAAGAGCACUCGCCGAGUAAUUUUUGUUCGCUGUUGUUUCGAGUGCCAUUAUUUCUGUUGGCUAUAAAUUAGAUUUCAUGAGUCAUGGAACAAAACUAUGGCCCGUAUGGCUCAAAUAAGUAAAGUAUUUUUUUUCCUUUUAGAAAACAGGAGCCUAUGGAAUAACGUUUAUUAUUUCUAACCUGCCUACAACACUGUGCCUUAUCUUUAUAACAACGCGAUUUGCUUUCCUUAUUGUUCGACGAGUUAGACAGAUGUGGUCUGUAUCUUCUACAGAGUCAGCAGUAAGUUAGAGUUGCAUACAUGUAUGUUUUCGUCCCCUUACAGCAGAUACAAAAGUGUGUAAUUUGUGCAUGUGUCUUUGUUUGUCUGGAGUUUCUAGAUCAUUCCCUAUUUAGCUAAGUACGAUGAGGGAAUAGUGGUAUCAUAAAAUUCAAAGAAAAGCGUCAAGCAAAAUUUUAAUGACGCCUUAAAAUCGAAUUAAAAAAGGAAAAUUGCAAAAUGUCUUGAAAUAUGGGAGAAUUCAAGAAUUUAGAAAAGAAACAGGCGGAAAUGGCGACAAGAGAGUACAAAUUUAAAGGAUUGAAGGUAUCAGUAAUUAUUUUAAUUCCAUCCCUAAAAUUUUUCUCUCUAGGAAAAGGACUCCUGCUCACGCUCACUGGUUCAUGAUUCAGACGUUCUUCACGUGAAAUUCAUUUUAGGGCAAAAACCUCCGAUGUAAGAUAUUUUUAAAAAACUCCUGUUCAAUGUACGACUAAAACAGUUAAAUUUUGUGGUCAUUUUCCUUGUCCUUGUCCUUUUCCUUGAGUUAUUAUUAUCGUUUUUGAGUUUUGUCAGCAGUAUCUUCUCCCAUAUUUUUUCAGAUACCCGAACAAGUCAGAGUGGUACUGGAAGGUUCUCCACUUUUUUUACAUACCAAGGGCAGGUGUGUAUGGUAUUUCGUUACAAAAUAAACAACGUUGGUAUUUUAGGUCGAUUUAUUGUUUUUUACUUAUGCUUUUCGUAUCGUUUAUGGACCCUGACUUAUUUAUCUCUUUGUUUCAUUCAUUUUGAUAUUAUUUUUUUAAUAAUGAGCUCAAAGCUAGACUUAUGGAUUGGACUAAUGAAAUGGACAACUUCUUUGAUUUAAGAUUUUAAGUUCUCCACUCAGUUGAUAUCAACAGUGUUUCUUGUCGGGAUAGCUGUCUUUGAAGUAAGUACUCAGUGUAUCAGAAGAUGUCUUAUCUAUCGAUUUGGAAUGGACUUCUUCAUUCUCUGCAUUUCGAUUUGUCUUUGGCAAGGAUUCAAAUUUUACAACAGACAUGAGUGUGUAUACUAAUGACCCCUACUAUUUAUAGCAAAUAUUUGCCAUGAAAUGAUUACUAAAUAUUCUAUCUCUCUUUGUUGUAUGUAGGUCUUAAUAGUUUUUCUCACAGCGUGGGAACAUCUUUUAGGCAGUUAUGGGGAUAUACACAGAGGUGAUGUAUUAGCAGUAGAACAUAAUAAUUUACCUGCUUCCAAAAAUCUUUCAAUUUCAAAGCCUUGAUCGACUUGACCAUGUGAAGCGGACAAUUUUUCAUCAGUCUUUUAGUCACCACUAGUCAGUUAAUCAAACCUCUUCAUAAAACUACUGAUUAUAUUAAAAUCCGCGGAAACUGCUCCACAAGAAUCAGUCAAAUUACCAUUGUUUAUUAUCAUAUUUCUAAUAGGACAUACUUCAUUCUGAUAGGCUGUAUUUUCUAAGGCAUUUCAUCGAACUCUCACCCCCUGUGACCAUUUCCAUCCGAACAUCUUACAAAAAAAAGACCACGUAAGGAUAUCGACGCUCUCCUCAGAAACUUUUGCCAUAUUGUAGGGGAUAAAUCGUUUUAAAUAGUACUGAGAUGAUUAUGACGUUGAAGCUUUAGCAAUAGGAAGUCGCUUGUAAAAACCUUUAUCAUGCAAAAGAGACUUUUACCACGAUUUUCCCACAUAGCGAGGAGAAUUCCAUUGCGACGUCGAAUCGAGGGAGUCAGCUCUAGUAUCAGGAGCUAUUUAAGCUUUUUCCUGGCGCCCAGUUAAUGAGACGAUUGUAAACGGUGCGAUAGUUGCAGGGUGAAACCGUGGAAGGUUUGGUUCGGGAUUGUCAUGUGACCAGACCCAAGUCCCCUCGUUGUUUUUGCUUCACAGCUGCUAUAAUUGCACCGUUUACAAAUGUACCGUUCACUAUUCUGCUGUUUUACCACCCAAUUGCUUCCUUGGAACAGGGUAGGUUAGUUUUCUAUUUUCUACUGGCUAGAUUUAUAUAUUUCUUUAUUUUAGGUUAUCUUUACGGAUCGCACAUUUUCGCAGCUCUAAUUUAUAUUAUAACAACACUUCACUUCAUGAAGUGCCACAGGUACGUGUGAUUAGUUUCCUGAACGUGUUCGUGAGGACCAUAAAAGUUCAACAGGACGCUUAAGUUUUAUGAGGGAUCUGGGAUGGCGCAGUACUGAGCGAGAGCGCUCGUCUCCCUCCGUUUCGACCCUGGUUCGAUUCCCGGACCUAGCGUGACAUGCUUUGAGGGACUUUUCUCCGGGUUUUCAGAUUUUGCACCUGGAAACAGUGAACAAGGAGAGUCACCACAUGAAAUGCUCACUGUUAAAUUUCCAUUAAGACACCAUCCGAUAUCGAUCGCUUGUCAGUAUUUCUUUCAAAACUCGUAAUUCUGUAUGGUUAGGGCAUUAGAGCUAGGGUAAGUCACAGAUUUUAUUGAGAACGACUUAAGUACUCGUAUGAGCUUUGGCGUCUGAAAAUUAUGCGAAGUUGUAACUGAUAUGUCACACACACAAAAACAACAACAGAAGUAUUAUCGCAGCUCUAACGCACCAAAGCCGGGGUAUUUAUGAGAAGUUGUAGAGGUGCACCUGCUAAAUCUCAGUCUUGAGAGUCUCCGAUUUUACAAUUCGCUCACCUCUAAGAGGCCAAUGCUCUUAAGGUCCGAUUAUCACUUAUCCCCGAAGGGGGGGAGGGGGGGGGUUGAGUAGAAGAAUUUGGGGGGGGCUACAUGGUUUUCAGGGAGGAACGGAGGGGGAUCAGUCGUCGUUAACAGAGAAUAAAGGAGGACUAUGCAUAACUGACUGCUAAUUUACCGCUAAUGAGAAGGGGAGGGGGAGGUCAUGAGUAAUAAAAAACAAAAAAUCGUGAAAAAAACAAAAAAGUUCAGAAAGUUCAAAAUUUUCAAAGCGAGCCAUGUUACAUAAUGUGUGGAAUACAUAACGUAUGAUAAGGGCUGAGUCUUAUGAAUAAAGAAGAAGAAAUCAAAAGUUACCGAGUUCACCUUUUUGUAGUCAGACCAUCAGUUGUGGUUAUCGUCAUAUGUCUUAAUGGACAAUAAAAUCCUUUGAAACGUUUCAAAAAAACUUUUCAACAAUUCUGUAUCAUGGUGAGAGGUCUAAGAGCGCUUAGCAACAAUUUAGAAUGCGGGAAGUUUGUACCUGUGGUAAAAUUGAAACAGAUAAUACGAGCUGGUUUAACUGAAGUGAAAGAGAGAAAGUUAGUUGAAUGAACGGGUUUGAUUGUUUUAUUUAGCUUUUUCGGCGACUGAAAAAUAGUUUAUUGCCUGACGAUGUCAUUUACAAGGAGGGGAAAAUUUAUAGUUGACUGGAAGUUGACUCGUGGCUUGAAUUCGACCCGUGAAAUGAUGUAAACACAACGCUCACUAGUUUUUAGGCAUUCUGUUGAAAUCGGACUGAAAGAUUAUUCUAAAGUUUAUUGUGAUUCUUUCUCCUAGGGAUCACAUGCUCCAGCUUUACCGUGGAGAUAGACGUCUAAUGCAAAACGUUUGCCUCUCACCGGCCUCUUAUGUGGUAUGGCGAUAAAUUUGCUUUCAACGCUCCCAUCAAAAUUAAGGAGGAAACGACUAACCUUUGCCUUCCACUGAUAUCUGUUCUUACUUGAAGGGCAAGAUGAUUUGAAAGAUUGGAAAGCUUUCAGCCUUUUCCAGAAAAUUGAGAAUUUUCUCCUUGCAUAACCUAAUGAUGGCUGAAUACAACGAUAACAGGCAAAACACGUCGCAUUUACAUUGGCAUUUACGUUCACGUUUACGGUCGCGGUCACGGUCAAGAUCACAGUUACAGCUGCGUUCAUAGUCAUGGUCGCGAUCAUAAUAACGAUGAUGAUUUAAAAGAGGUCACGUACAUUUUGCCUUACUACUGAAUAUUUUGUCUUGAAGGGAGAAAGUCUGAGUUAUACUGGAUAUCAAGUCGCCUAUGCCGUGAUUGGUAUGUAUAGAAUUUUCAACUCAAAACAAUGUGAGAAAUUAAGCAUUUGUUCCGUGCACACACUAGGUAAGGUAAGGUAAGAUAACGCCUUUAUUUAAAGAGAGUAGACACUUGACAGUUAUAAUAAAACUAAUAAACUUGUGGCCUUCUAUGAAACGUAAAAUCGUAAUUAAUGAUAAAAUAACACUGUCAUUAUAGAAAGAUGAACAUUUUUUAAUAGAUAAUUUAAGAGGCAAGCAAAAAUAUCAUUAAAAAACUAUCUAGAGUCUUAUUUAGAAUUCUUAACUAUUUAAAAACUAUUAACUAUCUAAAACUAAGACUUGAUAGAAAAGGCUACCUAAAUACUUAACAGAUAUUCAAAAUGUCCUAUCUCUCUUUGCUUAGCGAUUAAAUUCGUACACAGUUUCUUUUUAAAUAUUUAACAUUUUCACUUUACUUACGUCAAAAGACAGUUCGUUCCAAUUUCUAAUAGUUCGUACGCUAAAAGUCCGGCCUCCUUAUGUAUUUUUCUUGAAAAUAGGACAAAGAAAAGGAAACUCUGAAGUCUAACGGUUAGCCGAUCGAUUAUCCAUUACAAUUACAAUAUUAGACAAAGAUCGCAAUAGGUCGGCGAAACGUUGCCAAGUGUCAGGCUAUUCAUUCAAAAGGUCGAUAAACAUUUAAGAAAAUUCGCAUAAAUUGGAGUUUUCUGUGAAAUCAUUGACUUCUUCGUGUUUGAUAAAUGUUGUAGGUCGCUAAGACUGCAAAAAGUUGCUCCAACGCCAAAUGUAGCUCAAAAGUCGCCGAACCUAAUUAGGACAGGCCUACGCGUGGCUCCAAUGAUAACCACCAUCCCUGUCAAUAGAUAAUAACGAUAAUUGUAGCAAUGAUUUGAUACUAAAUCUGUGACCACUAAACACGUGCACGUAACUUCUAAAACGUUUCACGCAUGUUUAACUCCUCUGUCACACUUUGUAAAUACUUUACGCUUUCUUCACACUGCGUAAAGGUCGAAAAUAGACAAUUUCUUUAUUAUUUGGACCUAAGCAAACUUAAUUACUCGACUUAAUUGUAAAAACUUUGCUUUUUGUCAGACAAAACGUAUAACUUGAUUAAACAAGUUUUUAUUAUAAUAAACAGGACUAAUAGAGAUAAGGACUAAUAUGCCUCAAAAGUCCAAGUCGUUUUGACAGUUUCUUACAUAAAUAUCUCAGUGUGCUUCAAAGCUUAGAUCUUUAUCAAUAAUAAAACCCACACUAGUGUUGCUCAACCUUAAAAUCAAUAAAAGCAGUGCAAAAGCUGUAAUUCCCAUUAUUUAUUUUUACGACAUCCAUUUUGAAAUCACUGGUGGUCCCUGUAAUCUGAUUGGCUCUAAGUGGUGCGAUUUAUUCAUAAAUCGCACCAUUUUUUGCUUUAGAUCGCAUCUUUUUCCCAGCGAAUGAGGAGACUACACUAAAAACAAAACAACCACUCAGAUUUCAAGGCUUGUUUAAAGUAAUCAAUCAAAUUGCAGUAAAAUGUGAGAUAAAGAGUAUCAUGUGGCAAAUUUUGCUACUUUUGUUUCCAAAACUGUUUUAUUCCCCCCCAAACAAAAAAAAAAAAAAAAAUGAAUGAAUUUAAUUUCAAACCAGUUCAGCACUGCAUCAAUAAAAUGGAUGUGUAAAGUGGUAAUCGAACUUCGAUUAUGAUUUCAAAUCGAACUCGCGCUGCGCGCUCGUUCAAUUUUGAAAUCACGCAUAUGAUUUCAGCUCAAAUUGUACUCCACUCGGUUCAAUAACCAUUAUUAAUUAUGCAUCAAUUAUCAAUUAUAAAUGUACAUUCAGAGUAGUAUAUCAGGUGCGAGCCUGUAUUGAAGCAAAAGAGGAGGUUUCUUUUCGUUUUCACGAUGACUAAGCUGGAGAAGAGUUGGAAUAAUUUAAGGGUUUCCAUAACUUUCGCGUAUGUUCUCAACACCUCUAAUGUUAAAACAAGGCUUCGUAGAGCGUUAAGUAGUGUCUAAUCAGGUUUGCAAAUGAUGAGAUAUUCAGAUCUCUGGUAUUUUUUCCAGUAUUUUGCUCGUUUCUCUUUGCAGGUUUUUCCGUGUUGUCAAAUUUGGGCUUCCUUCUAAUUUUCAUUCCAAGUAAUGAUAAGAUGAUACGCGAGUUUAUUUUAUCAGCUGCAAAAGGAGUUGUGUAAGUAGAUUGAUAACGUAAAUAGGUUGUUUUAUAUAUUGUUUACAUUUCCUCUCUGGUGUUUCAUUCGUUUUGUUUGUUUGUCUGUUUUUUUUCAAUUUUUUUCCUCUCAGACCGACGAUAGUGCUGAGUUUCAUUUCACAAGUGUUCCAGGGCGUGUUCCUAUCUCGAUAUGCCUUUCGUGACAGAGAAUACCCAAAUUUCUCGGUCGUGAUUGAUAACCGGUAAAAAUGACAGUUUCUGUAUCUAUUAACAUGAUAAGCUAAGCUGCGCACGCUCACCUUGACUGCUUCUUGACACAUAGAUGACGUCAUCAUAAACGCAUUUUCACUGCUUUAUCAUCGAUUGUUAAUGUGGGUGUGUUCAGCUUGCUAUUCGCGAUUCUUAUCCCUCUGCUUCUCCAUGCAAUGUGAAAUGAACCAAUUUAUGUCACAAAAGCUUGCACUCUCGUAAUAUCUAAAAUUGGCUGUGUACUGACAAAAUUUCCAACACGACACAUUCUAGCUUUGAUGCUUAACAAAGAAUAAGGCUGUUCGUCUCAUUUGCAACGAAGGAAAAGGCUUCUCGUCUUGCCAAAGGCGCGGGAUGUUGGUGCGAAAAUUAGUUUUCGCAGAGUUUAUCAUAAUCUGCCACCAAUUAGAAUGCGUACAUCUCUAAAACAAAUCAUCUGAAUAAUCUACCUUAAUUUCCUCUUCUCUGAAGAAGAUCAUUCCAUUUUCGAGAGGCCUAUCGGGAAUCAGCACAUGGGGCUGCUCACGGGUUCCUUGAGGGUCUUAGUGUGGUGAUGGCCCUUAACGGCUAACGGUUAAAAUUUUGGCCUUCUUACGUUAACAGUUAAUUGGACACUUUCCACAUGACUCAUCACCAAGAUAGGAAACGUUUUUUUUUUGUUUUUGUUUUACGCCUAACAGCUACUUUUACAGCCUUACGGCUAACGGUUAAUCCCACUGAGGCCCUCACAUUUAUUCUUACCUUCUUGGAAAUAGACCACGUUUUCUACUCAACACUGCUCCGGUCAGUAUAAGCAGCUAUUCAUUAUUUCUUUGUUUCACUUUUUUAUUCUCUUUUUUCUCUAUUUUGAAUCACUUUUUAGACGACUGUUCUCUAUCAUGUCGUAUGCCUUUGUGUUCCUCAACGCCAUUGUUGGAAUCUCAAUAGGUCUUCUCCGCAUAGCUAAAGCUAUGAUUCUCGGGCUUUUCUUCUUCUCGCGUCCCGACCGACCUAUUCUCAUGCCAGGAUUUCAAAAAUGGGAAAAAGGUAAGCUUUCCGGAAAAACCAGUUUUCAAAUGUGUUUUAUCGAAAAAUGAAAUUCGAGUUUAGACUUCUGACCUAUGAUCUGCCAUUCAGUGCUUGCCGAACGACGGCAUCUCCACCAAAAAGUUGAAACAUUGGGCAGCUGCUUGCUGCUUCUCAGACUUUGCCUCUUGCUUCUUUUGAUUUUCUCAAAUUACCGAAGCAUUUGAACAAAAAUGCAACGAUGCACAAGGGACUGGUAAUUAUUCAUCGCCUGGAAAGGGGAUCGAAGGACUUCAUUCUCUGUAGCAGUCAAUUUGUCAUAGUUCCCCUUUCAAACUUUGUAAGAGACGACUGAUUCCCCUUCUGCUCCCAAUGAAAGCCAUGCGAUCAUCCGCAAAAUCCUCUUUCCCCUUCUCCACCUCGGUGAUAAAUAAUGAUUGGUCUCUCAGCAAAAGAUACUUCAGCCAUGAAAGAUACGACAAAAACAACCCGAACAGCAACGCAGACUUUACUUGAGUCCGCAUCUAAUGCUCAUUUUUCCCUUCAACUUACCGAACAGGUUUUGUAGCGUAUCUUGGAUUUCUUCAAGUGUUGGUAGCCCACAGACAUCCCGUUGUGUUAAUGUUCUGCCAAUUGCUCAUUGAAAGCAACAAGGCGACAACUUCGGAGGAGAAACGUAAGCAACGUUUAAGAAAUUAAAUAUUACUGGUCUAAGAAGAAAAUAUCGAGAGUAUUAACUCAAGCUGGAAUUGGUUAAUCAUUCAGUCAGUCAGUCCAUCAGUCAGUCGAUCAGUUCGUCAGUCAGUCAGUAAAUCAGUCAGUCAAUCGGUCGGUUCGUCAGAGAGUCAGUCCGUCGGUCAGUCAGUCAGUCCAUCAGUCAGUCAGUGCGUCAGUCAGGUAGUCAAUCAAUCAGUCAGUCAGUCAGUCAAUCAGGCAGUCAGUCAGUCAAUCAAUCAGUCAGUCAAUCAAUCAUUAAGUCAGUCAGUUAGUCAGUCAGUCAGUCAGUGAGUCACUCACCCAGACUGUCAGUAAAUGGUAAGUAAAUCUGUCCGCGUGUCAUUUACUCAAUCUGCCUCUAUGUUUAUCUGUAUUUUUUUCUCCAACGUUUGUCUCUUGCCCUUCUAUUAUUGACAAUUGUUCGCCGAAGGCGAAGUGAAUAUUAUUGAAUUAUUCCCGAGACAGAGUCGAGGGGAUUAUUUAACAAUGUUUACUGAACCUGACGCGAAUAACGGUUGGUAUGAUUGCACAGGUGCUUUCGAAUAAUUUUGCAAAUUUUGUGAAUAAAGAAAGCGUUGCGCAUAUUUUGUGCCAAAACUUUGUUAAUUACUCGUAUCUACAUAAGCAAGAAGACUUAUCAACUUCAUUUAAUCCUGUUAAAAGUCUUCUACCAAACUCAGUACAGUAGCAUCUUUUGUGCUUUUUUCAAUUGAAAUUUUCUUCCAUCGUAUUUAUCACUUCUUCGGAAAUGAGGAGAUUAUAGCGAGUUAUAAUGCAAUCCUCGACCAAUCAGAGCGCGCACAUAUCUAUGAUCGUGACCAGAGCAAAUAUAGUAACAACUAAAUAUAGCUAUGUUUAACAAGUUAACUAAAAAAUCUGUCCGUCACAGAACAUUCCAACCUUUCUGUGAAGCCAAACAACGCUGAGGAGCCAAAACAAGUCACUGGUAUGUCAAUAAAUUGGAUCAAUAUCAGUAUCUGGGCAACUGCCCACCUACCCCUCCCCUAACCCAACGUUAACCUUAACUUGUUUUCAAUUGACUGUUGUUGAAUUAAGGGAGGGGUAGGUGGGCAGUUGCCCAGAUACUGAUAUUGAUCCAAUAAAUUAAUAUAAGGCAACCAUACCGGACAGUGCCUGAGUUCCUUUUGUAAGGCAGUCGACAUAUAGUUUGCAUUUACCCAAAUACACUUCAACAAUACCGUUAAUGUACUGAAUGUCGAUGUAACUUUGAAACAGGAUUCAAACGCGAAAUCCGCCAUCCACGCCUGUCACAGAGGGUGGUCAACCGCUGGCUUCUUGCUGUAACUCUCCUCCGCAAUCCCACAAUCAUACAGUAUCGUCACCAUUCCUUUUCGGUACCCAUUGAACAGAGUGAGGUCGACACGUCUUCAGUAUCAGUCUUAGUCGACGCUAUGAUCUAAUCGUCAGGUUUAGCUCAUAGCACAUAACUAUUUUAAGGAUUAAAUGAAGGGCAUUGUAAUAGUCAAGUGUUGCAAGGUAUAUAGCUGUUACGAGAAAGAUUAUCGGAAAAACCGACAAAACUGCACGCCACAAUCUUGGAAAACAAUCUGGGUAUCCGGUAGUUAAUGAAUUUUAAUAAGUGAAGGAAAAUAAAUUUAUUAAUCAAACCCGCUGUACCGCGUCCGUACAAUGACGUUCCUUAGUUUUUCUUUGCAUCCUGAAGUCAAGGUGCCGUGAUCUGAAAACUACCCUCAAUACCUUUCAUGGUUGUCGUGUGCAUUUUUACGCUUUUUGUUGGACUACCUCUCUCGAAACAGCUGUAUAUUCCAUGAUAGGUUUAUGCUCCAAAUUAAAUACUGCAUAAAAAAA
This is a messenger RNA of Pocillopora meandrina, 12408 nucleotides long. Lineage: Eukaryota; Metazoa; Cnidaria; Anthozoa; Scleractinia; Pocilloporidae. The record is from the annotation of a GenBank genome assembly.